This is a messenger RNA of Dentiscutata erythropus, 356 nucleotides long. Lineage: Eukaryota; Fungi; Glomeromycota; Glomeromycetes; Diversisporales; Gigasporaceae. The record is from the annotation of a GenBank genome assembly.
CCAUGUCAAUAUUCGGAAAUGUAAAAGGAUUGAUGUAUUAUGUGUCAAAUGAAGAAGAUCCAUACAUUACUUUCAAUGAUGAGUUUCUGAAUGUAUUUAAAUGGGAUGAUGAAUCUGAUGACGAUCGAAUUUUAGCCACAGACAGUUUUUUAGUAGCAGCAAAGACUGAAGACGAGAUUUCACAAUUGGAAAUAUAUGUCUAUGAAGAAUCUCAGGAUAAUCUCUAUGUACAUCAUGACAUUGUUGCAGUAGGGACAUUUGAACCUGAAAUCGAGAUUUGGGAUUUGGACGUCUCGGAUUCAAUGUAUCCUGAUGCAAUAUUAGGUAGUCCAAAUAAAGAACAUAAGAAAAAGAAG